Dissoconium aciculare CBS 342.82 is the source of this 564-nucleotide messenger RNA. RefSeq lists its product as uncharacterized. Lineage: Eukaryota; Fungi; Ascomycota; Dothideomycetes; Mycosphaerellales; Dissoconiaceae. The transcript has 3 exons. The record is from RefSeq and is a predicted model, not a curated record. The coding region runs from base 43 to 396 and encodes 117 amino acids.
GUACGGAACAUUGGACAUUUUUGCAAGCUAUGGGUGUCUAUGAUGUCGCUUAUCCCAGCACACAAGUGCAGUCUUGCCAGGAUGAGCAGUGGAAAUCCUUCAAGCAAUCAAUGUCGUUGUCUAGAAGCAGACCGAGAUCGGAGGCUGGGUGCCAGCGUUAUGGCAAAUGCCAGUGGCACCGCUGCCGCAGCAGUAAACACCACUGCAGCAGCGGAAAGCAGCUUGGUCGCAAUACUCGCCAUCAACACGGCACUGGGCCGAGUUGGUCAGAAGCUCGGCGGGUACUGCAACGGCUGUAGUGGCUGCCACAAACAGCAUGGAGAUGAGGAUGGUAGCCUUCAUGAUUUUCCGGGAAGUGGAGACUUGGAAGGUCGUGAGAAGGUUGUGAAGUUGUGAUGAGAGAAUGCUUGCACUGAGUCAGAUACUUCCGUUGCUGAUUUGGAGGUUUCCUGGUAUACUUAUACCCCCGUCAACAACACCAUUGUUCUGAUGAUGAGUUGUGCGAGGUCUUGCCACUGAGUUCCCAUCCACAACACGCGGGCUUCGCCCUGGUGAAUCCUCACC